AUGGCUGCGGCUCCCAGGCCACCCAAAGACCACUUCAACGUCUUGUUCUUUGCAAGUGCGGGCUCCUUCACAUCCAAGCAAUAUGAGGUGUUGCCGGCCCCUCUCCCCCUGAAGAAGCUAUUCGAUACGCUUGAAAAGAGACACGGCGGGUUCAAGGAGAGGUUCUUAGAGUCGUGUUUGGUGACGGUCAACUUAGAAUACGUAGAUAUCCCUGGGCCGGACGACGAGGAUGGUCCGAUAAUACGGUCCGGCGAUGAAGUAGCCAUCAUUCCUCCGGUCAGCUCCGGGUGA
This is a messenger RNA of Colletotrichum lupini, 291 nucleotides long. RefSeq names its product ThiS family protein. NCBI's taxonomy places the organism in Eukaryota, Fungi, Ascomycota, Sordariomycetes, Glomerellales, Glomerellaceae. Gene Ontology annotation, cellular component: cytosol. The record is from RefSeq and is a predicted model, not a curated record. Gene Ontology annotation, biological process: Mo-molybdopterin cofactor biosynthetic process. The coding region runs from base 1 to 291 and encodes 96 amino acids. The transcript has a single exon.